AUGUCCGUUGCGUUUAUGGUGAAGGCCAGGUAUGGCUGGUCAGGUCAAGCUAAAGGCGAUUUGGGCUUCUUGGAAGGAGAUAUAAUGAACGUGACAAAAACUACAGGGGAUUGGUACUAUGGAUUUCUUCUGAGAAACAAAAAAAGUAAAGGUUAUUUCCCAAAAAACUUUGUCAUUGAACUCAAUGGCAAAACCAAACCGUCUGUGGAGGCAAUUACCGCAGAUGCUAAGCUCCCGAAUAUACCAUCAAGAUCAAAAUAUGAAGCUUCACAAUCCUCGCCAAAUUUACCGUCUUUGAUUAAAUCAAAUGGUUCUUCAAACUUAUAUUCUCAAUCCUCGACACCAAAUAACAAUUCCAGCUACAGGAAACAAAGUUCAAGUGGAUAUAAUAAUAAAGCAAAAUAUCAAGCCUUGCGGAAUUUACCAAAUAAGGAGACUUUCCCAGCGUUACCACAGAUUCCUGUAAGUAAGAGUAACUCCGAUUCACGUUAUAAAUUAAUGAAAUCACAUUCAGAAAAUGAUAUCCCAGUAAGAGAUUAUAAUUACUACAAAGAUAAUUCAAAUUUUUACGAUGGGUACAUGCCAAGCAACAUAAGAUCCUCAUGUACCUCAAGCUUUGUGACAGAUGAUAGUUCUAAUACUAAUUUAUUCUCGAAUUCAAAAUAUUUGGAUAGUUCUUUGGUCUCGAGUGAAAACAGUUUUGCAUUGAUGUCUGAUUUUAGUGCCACGUCAGCAGGAAGUUUUAUGAGACAUAAGUACGCACAAUCAUUCGAGGCUUCUUCUCUUGAUAAAUCUGAAGUAGAUGUUAAUAACGAUUCAUUCAGUGGUAAAGCAGGAGGAUUUUUGAAUAAAAUUUUCUUAAGGAAUGGUAAUGGUAGUGUUGAUUCCCCAAAACUACCAGAUUUGACGAAUAUGAGCAUUAAUAAUGAAAAUGACAACGAUGCAAAAGAUUGGUUGGUGGUCAAUAAGCAUUUAAACAGAUCAAAGACUUUAACAAAAUAUGAAAAACAUCCAAGGUACAUGAGAGCAUUAGAAGAGCACAGAGAUAUUGUUCUACAUCCGCAAGAUUACAUAUAUAAUGGCUUAAACACUAAUGAAGUUGUUUAUGAUAGCAACGAUAGAUGUUUUAAAGGCAGCAUAGAUAUUGAAUUGAAAAAUAUCAAUAUGCAAUACCUUGACAAAAUGACUAGACAACGAUGUGAUAAAUCAAGUAUUCCUCCAAAUGUUAGGCUUGAUAUGUGGUGUAAAACAACAUUUUCAGCCAGAUAUCAAACAACACUAGAAAAAUUAAGAGGUAUAUAUAUAUUCUGUACAGAGAUGUUUGAGUUAAUCGAUGAUCACGGAGCCACAGAUUUUAAUAGAGAACCAGUAAAUAUCGAUACAUUGUUGACUGGGAAAUAUUGUACUCCAUAUCAAUUAACUUGGUUAUUUAAGAAGUUAGCAAAUUGUCUAGGUAUUAGAACAGAAGUUGUCUUAGGCUUUUUGAAAACUCCUAUGUCAAAUAAUUCGGAAUUUAAAUAUAAUCAUUGCUGGUUGAGAAUUUUAGUAAAUAAGGAAUGGAGAUUCAUUGAUGUUAUUUUAGGUAAUAUCACAAAUCCUAUCCAUGAAUUUGUUAACAAGAAAAAAACGACAAGGGCUGAUAACUUUUAUUUCCUAACCGAGCCAUUAAAUUUAAUCUACACACAUAUUCCAGCAAGGGACUACGAGCAGCAUAUUGUUCCAAGUGUUGAUCAAUUAUCAGCCUUAUACCUACCAUUAGUUUUUCCUUCGUUUUUCAAGAAUGAUAUUAAGUUAUACAAAUUUAGCACUGCUUUGUCUUUCUUGGAGGAUUCUGAAAUAUAUGAGUGUUCUCUAGAAAUUCCUAGUGAUAUUGAACUUUAUGCUACCGUGGUAACUCCUGGUGAAAACAGUUCAAACAAGAGUUAUGUCUUGUCCCAAGUAAGAAAGUUGAAACCCGAAAGUAACCGUAAAAUUGCCGUCAUUAAAGCAGUACUACCUCCAGGAGCAAAAGCUGGUGAUAUUUACGUUCACUCGGGUUUAAAGAGUUCUCGAAUUUCAAAUCAAAAUGCUCAUCAAUUAUCACUGAUUAUCCCUUUAUCUCAUAAAGGUGCCAGUAUGGAUUACGAAUUUGUUAAGCUGACAGGAAAUGAAAAUAUUAAGAAAAUAGAUCAAUAUAUUGUGGAGCCACAGAAUAAGUUUAUUUAUCAAAACACAGAAUAUAAUUUUGAAAUAUUUCAACACCCAUAUGAUAAUGUUAUUUACAAUAAUAAGUCAUUGAGCAAAAAUGGUAAACAACCCUUAAUUGUUAAAUCACCAUCUGGUAAAAUAUAUGAAUUGAAGAAUAACGAUCAAAAUUCACCUUUUGGAACAUGGAGAAGAAAAAUAAAGGUGAAAGAAAGUGGCACAUGGAGAGGAUUGAUGCUUUCAGAUUCUAGUUCCAAUUGGUUCACGUUUGCAGAGUGGACAUGUCUAUAA
Tetrapisispora phaffii CBS 4417 is the source of this 2475-nucleotide messenger RNA. It is a transcript of the gene CYK3, whose product is annotated as Cyk3p. Bases 1 to 2475 code for a protein of 824 amino acids. The transcript has a single exon. The record is from RefSeq and is a predicted model, not a curated record. Gene Ontology annotation, molecular function: protein binding. Lineage: Eukaryota; Fungi; Ascomycota; Saccharomycetes; Saccharomycetales; Saccharomycetaceae.